Molecule: messenger RNA, 502 nt
Organism: Dentiscutata erythropus
Lineage: Eukaryota; Fungi; Glomeromycota; Glomeromycetes; Diversisporales; Gigasporaceae
Source: the annotation of a GenBank genome assembly
CAUGGAUAUUUCAAGUAGGAUUGCUGAAUAUUUGAGUAGAGAAACUAUGCAAAAUGAAACACUAUUGAUUGUCUUAAAUUUUUGGAUGAAAAUAUUAUUAAGCAAAAAAGUCCAUAAUAAAGCAACUAAUUUUCAAUACAAGACAUCUUCGUUAAAAAGAAAUAAUGAGAAAGCAAAUACAGCAUGCUUACUUAAUACUAAUGGAGUAAAGAGACAACGUAGUCAAAAAGAUUCCACAUUCGAACUUUUAACAAAGGAAAGUCUAGAUACAAAUGAGGAUUUGAUUAUCAGAAACUUUAAGUUUUGCAACAGUCUUGCAUAUUAUGACAUAUUAGAUUUGACACCAGGCACAAACAAUAAUUUUGUUAAAAACUAUUUGCCACCGGAAGUAUAUGAUCAGCUUAUAACUCAUGAACCAACACUACAAGAAAGAGAUUAUAAUGAAAUCAAAGAUUUUAUUAAUAAUAUGAUAAAAAAAUCUAGAAAUUGGGGAAUCUACUAA